Molecule: messenger RNA, 762 nt
Organism: Mesorhabditis spiculigera
Lineage: Eukaryota; Metazoa; Nematoda; Chromadorea; Rhabditida; Rhabditidae
Source: the annotation of a GenBank genome assembly
AUGCGCAACGCCCAAACGCCAAUUCGAGAGAUGCAUGUGGCGUUGGUGGGGAUGAAUGGCAGCGGAAAAUCGGCCCUCACCGUCAAGUACAUCACAAAGCGCUUCAUCGGCGAGUACGACCAGUCACUAGAAGAUACUUACUGCAAACAAGACAUGGUGGCCCAACAACCACUAAUGGUAUGGCUGAUGGAUACGGUGGACGAUGCGAAUCGUGACGAUAUGCGCUGGAUUGCCUGGGCUGACGUGUAUGUCGUGGUAUACGAUGUGACGAGUCAAUUAUCAUUACAGUACGCCGAGGGCCUGUUAGAAAAAAUCGCCCGUCAUGAGCAUCUUUUAUGUGCGCGCGAGCACAAAACCAUUCUUCUUGGGAAUAAAAGUGAUUUGGAGCGGUAUAGACAAGUUAGUGAAGCCGAUGCUUCGCGAACGGCAACCAAGUUUGGAGCAUCUUUUGCGGAGACAAAUGCCACUGGAGAUCCGCGGCCGUUAGCCCAGCUAUUCCACGAAACGUUCACCCACAUCCUCACCGGCGCCCGCUCGCCAUCCCCCCGGAUGUGCUCGUCAGAUUCGGAGAUUACGAAUAGUACACGAAAAUCGGGGUUCUCCUUCCGCUCCUCCUCCCGAUCGUCACAUCUGAAUAGGAAGACACCUCCGUCAAAGCAGAAAACUCCACCGGCCCCAUCCGCCACCCUACUUCACAAAAGUCCCUCAAUUUCGAAGCUGAAGACUGGCAGCAAGUUGUUGAAGCUUUUCCAUAACAAUUCU